CCUUGAUAACAAUUUUUCCUGCGGUCCACAAAUACUCUCUUCCUCUGGCCAUCCAAAAUCAGAUUUUCUGCUAAUAAAGCUGCAUCAAAGACCAAAUCGUAAGAAAAGCAGAAAUUUUUUUUGGUCUUGAGAUGUCUUCGCCCUGUGGCUGCCGAGCCAUGGAGGCCUGCUGCACCUCUGCGUGCUGUAUUUCGCAUCACAAGACCGGCGGCGACGGCGGUGGAGCUAACACAACAACCCGCUCUUCGCGGUCCAAUUUCGCCAUCUCCGCCGUUUCCGCUCUUUUCCCAAACUCCGAAUUCACCAACCACGAAUCGCUCCCUUCCUUACAGGAAGCGUUCUCAAUCUUCUCUUCAGCUUUCCCGUACUACUUUGAAACCAUGCUGCAGGCUGAUCUCAUCAGAGAAACAGAGUACCCUCACCUCUCCGACCAAAUCUGCCUCGAUUAUAGCGGCGUUGGCCUCUUCUCUCAUUCCCAGGCCUAUAACAUCUCAUCUUCUUCCCAACCGUCCCCUUUCUUCAACAUCUCGUACAAAUCCGCGAGUCUCAAGUUCGAAGUGCAGUAUGGGGAACAAGACACAGGCUUCGAAUCAUAUAUCAAAAAACACAUCAUGAGCUUCCUAAAGAUCUCACCAGAUGAUUAUGUCAUGAUCUGCACAGCAAACAGAACCACGGCUUUCAGAUUGCUUGCAGAGACUUACCCUUUCCAAUCCAAUAGGCGUCUCCUUACCGUCUACGAUUAUGAGAGCGAAGCAAUCAAGCCAAUGGUGGAAUGCGCGCUGAAUAGGGGAGCGAAGGUGAAGUCGGCAACUUUUUCAUGGCCUGGUCUCAGCAUCCAUACCAGAAAACUGAAGAAGAUGCUGGGAAGUAGAAGCAAGAAGAAGGGUUUAUUUGUGUUUCCGCUCAUGUCCAGGUUGACUGGGGUUAGGUACCCUUAUCUAUGGAUGAAAAUGGCGCAGGAGAAGGGAUGGCAUGUGGUGCUUGACGCCUGUACAUUGGGUCCAAAGGACAUGGAUACCAUGGGCAUGGCUCUUAUCCAGCCGGAUUUCAUCAUCUGCUCCUUCUACAAAGUGUUCGGCGAAAAUCCAUCUGGGUUCGCCGGACUCUUCAUCAAGAAAUCGAGCCACCAAGUCCUCGAGACCUCCGUGCUCGCGAGAAGCAUUGGUGUCGUCAGCAUUGUUCGAACAAGAAGCACUCAGUCACAGUCCGGGGAGGAAGAGAUGGAAACCAGAUCUUUUUCCGGUCCCUUGAGCUCAACACAGAAGGCAGGGAAGAACUAUGAGGAAGGUGAGGCGUCUCAGAAGAGAGAACCGCAGUCCGAAAUUGUAGAAGAAGAUAUCAGAGCGACAGUACAUGACAAUGUGGAGGAGGAGGAAGAACUCGAUCAAGAAGUGGAGAUUGAGCUCCGAGGCCUGAAUCAUGCUGAUUCACUUGGUCUGCCAGCAAUACAAACUAGGCUCAGAUGCAUAACGAACUGGUUAGUAAUUGCCUUGAAGAAGCUGAGGCAUCCUCACUCGAGCAAUGGCCAUAGCUUGGUGAGGAUUUAUGGGCCACAGGUGAAGUUCGACAGAGGAUCUGCAAUAGCAUUCAAUGUGUACGAUUGGAAAGGAGAAAAGGUAGAGCCUGCGCUUGUUCAGAAACUAGCUGACAGAAGCAACAUUUCAUUAAACUGCGGGUUUCUGCAAAACAUAUGGUUCUCAGAUCAUAAAUAUGAACAAGACAAGCAUAAGAUAUUGGAAAAAAGAGUUCUUGGGAUCGUUGCUUCAGGUAAUAGAAAGAAGGAAAGCAGUGAUGUGGGGAUUGCUGUUGUAAGUGCCUCACUUGGCUUUCUCGUUAAUUUUGAAGAUGCUUACUUGUUUUGGGUCUUUGUUGCUAAGUUCUUGGAUGCUGAUUUUGUGGAGAAGGAGAGGUGGAGAUACGUCGCACUGAAUCAGAGGUCGGUUGAGAUUUAGGGUGAGGAUAAAAAAAAAAAUCUUAGGACAUUUAGGCCAAUCUCACACGCACAUAAGACUCUAAUUUCAGAUCUACAGGAUAAUAAUCAAAGCUCUCAACCAAAUGAUCAAAAUGAGCAAAACAAAACAAAAAUAUUAAUCAAUC
Molecule: messenger RNA, 2097 nt
Organism: Dendrobium catenatum
Lineage: Eukaryota; Viridiplantae; Streptophyta; Magnoliopsida; Asparagales; Orchidaceae
Product: molybdenum cofactor sulfurase-like
Exons: 1
Coding region: 132-1952 (606 amino acids)
Source: RefSeq, a predicted model, not a curated record